CACUUUGGUCAAACAGUAUUUGCGCUGUGUAAUUACCCUUCUCUACUUACCAACGGUAUCUUGAGAUUAGAACAGAUGGAAGACACUCCACUGGAGGACUUUUCUGCUGAGUAUUACAACAUGUAUGUGUUUAUUCUCUCGCCAAUUGACGUAUUUUGCAGGGAGCAACGAGAACACCAUAUUGGCAAGGGAGCCGCCGGUGUGCGAGGCGAUGACAUGAAAAUGCUGAAGUCUGCAGUCCUUGAUUGGAUUGUCCCACAAGAAGGAGCUAUCCAGCCUCCUUUGCACAGAAACUUGAAGAUUGACUGUGGAUUCAAUCAUGACCUUACUGGAUUCCUACUUUGUCCUGUUGGAUUAGAUUGGAACGACUCACACCCUGACAGCUCAUUUUGCCCUUCUUUGUCAAUAGGACUAAAGAAAAUCUACGAAGUUACCUACGACUCUGAAGAUCCGUGGAACGGUCUCCUUAGGAGCCGUUUACUGGUAUGUGCAUAUAAGCUCAUUUUCACGUCUCCAAGCUCUGUCGAGAAGGAGCCGAAAGCCACACAAUCUAGCAAUGCUCGCCUCCAUGGCAUGAACUCGGUCACCGCCACUUCUAUUGCAUAUAUUGCGACUCAGGUCCGAUUUGCCUUGAGCUCUUCCUCUGUAUUCUUGAGAACCAAUACGACCACAGAUUCAGAGACAUUUUAUCAUAGCCUUCUCGACCUCCUUGAAGACCCUGAUGAAUCUAAGGAAGUUGACAAAUUACUAAUGUGGUGGAAUUGCCAGGUAUUUCCUACUUCUUCUGCUGCUAAAAAAUGUAUCAGCGCCAAUAGUGCACUAUCGAAGAUUCAUCAAAAGCACCUUGCUUUGAAACAACUUUCAGGUUUGAACAUAGAGUCUUUGUAG
Suillus bovinus is the source of this 888-nucleotide messenger RNA. RefSeq lists its product as uncharacterized. The annotation marks the transcript as partial. The record is from RefSeq and is a predicted model, not a curated record. Lineage: Eukaryota; Fungi; Basidiomycota; Agaricomycetes; Boletales; Suillaceae. The transcript has 6 exons.